AUGUAUCCCAGGAUUAAAAAUCUCGUGCUUUACGCUCUGUCUGUGACGCUGCUGGCGUGGGUUCUGUACAUGAGGAAAGAGGCAAAGUUGGCAGCGUCGUCCGCGGACCAGAAAGGGGCUGUAGUGACUCACCCUUCGGUUCUGGGCAACGCUGAACCCAGCAAGUGUUUGCCGAACUUGACCCUUGCCAAUUCUUCACUUGCCCUCCCAGAGCUUCACCGUGUCUUCUUAACAUACAAACACUGCCGGGACUUCUCGGUCCUGAUGAAGCCUAGCAGAGAGACAUUCCUCUUGCUGGCGAUCAAGUCUUCCCCAAUCAACAUAGACCGGCGGGUGGCAAUCAGGAACACGUGGGGGAAGGAGGUCUCCAUCGGUGGCAAGCAUGUCAGGCUCAUAUUCCUUCUAGGGCGCUCAGAGGCCAAAAUCCGGGUACAGCCCCUGCACCAGCUGCUGGCCUACGAGAGCCAGGAGUUUGGUGACAUCCUGCAGUGGGAUUUUGUUGACAACUUCUUCAACCUGACCCUCAAGGAGCUGCAUUUCCUCCGCUGGUUCAUGGAGGAGUGCCUGCACGCCAGGUUUGUGCUGAAGGGCGAUGACGAUGUCUUUGUCAACACUUACAACAUUGUUGAGUUCCUCCAAGAACUGGACCCUGAACAGGAUCUCUUUGUUGGGGAUGUGAUCACCAACGCCCGGCCCAUCAGGAACACCAAAGUCAAGUACUUUAUUCCCGAGGCCAUGUACCGCGCCCCCUUCUAUCCUCUCUAUGCGGGUGGAGGGGGCUACGUGAUGUCUAGAGAGACAGUGCGCCGCCUCCAGAGCACCGCAGAGGACACGGAGCUCUUUCCCAUAGAUGAUGUCUUUGUGGGAAUGUGUCUGGCAAAGAUGGCAGUGACCCCAAAGAACCACGCUGGCUUUAAGACUUUCGGGAUUCAGAGACCUUUCAAUCCUUUUGAUCCGUGCCUGUACAAAGAGCUGAUGAUUGUGCACAAACUAAACCCGACUGAGAUGUGGAUCAUGUGGACGUUGGUGAAGGAUGAGAGCAUGAGGUGUGCGGUGUCUGUAACGCACAACUACAGAAGGGGUUGGAAAAGAAGCUACUGA
Leptosomus discolor (cuckoo roller) is the source of this 1101-nucleotide messenger RNA. RefSeq names its product UDP-GlcNAc:betaGal beta-1,3-N-acetylglucosaminyltransferase 4 (gene B3GNT4). Gene Ontology annotation, cellular component: Golgi membrane. The record is from RefSeq and is a predicted model, not a curated record. Gene Ontology annotation, molecular function: N-acetyllactosaminide beta-1,3-N-acetylglucosaminyltransferase activity. NCBI's taxonomy places the organism in Eukaryota, Metazoa, Chordata, Aves, Leptosomiformes, Leptosomidae. Gene Ontology annotation, biological process: protein O-linked glycosylation; poly-N-acetyllactosamine biosynthetic process.